Molecule: messenger RNA, 600 nt
Organism: Telopea speciosissima
Lineage: Eukaryota; Viridiplantae; Streptophyta; Magnoliopsida; Proteales; Proteaceae
Exons: 1
Coding region: 1-600 (199 amino acids)
Source: RefSeq, a predicted model, not a curated record
AUGGGUUCAUGCUUCUCCUUAGACGCCACUGAUUAUUCCACCGAUCCAUCCACGGUCAAAGUUAUCUCUGCUAAUGGCAAUCUCCGUGAGUAUCCCAUACCCGUUACAGUAUCGCAGGUCCUUGAAAUCGAGACCUCUUCCUGCUUCCUCUGCAAUUCCGACUUUCUCUUAUUCGACGACUAUAUUCCCGCCCUCGAUUCCUCUGAAGAACUUCAGGAGGGUCAGAUCUACUUCGUCUUCCCCACCAGUCGCCUACAGUAUCGCCUCACUGCUCCUGAUAUGGCCGCGCUAGCUGUGAAGGCCAGCACCGCGCUUUCUCAGAGUUUGAGGAAGAAGAAGGGUCGACGGAAUAAGAAGAUACGGAUAUCUCCGGUUUUGCAACUUAACAACAGCAACCAGAGAUUCGGAAAUGGUGGGUUUGAUGGAUAUUAUGAGUAUGAUGGGUUUAAAACUUCCAAUGACAAAUCGAGACACGAGGUUUCAAGAUCUGGGUCCAUUAGAAAAUUGCAGAAAUAUUCUUCCAAACAAACCAAGAAGUUUGUUGUUGGAUCGUUUCGAAUGAGGUUGAGCACAAUUUACGAAGGAUCGAUGGACGAUUAA